AUGGAUCUUUCUGACCUUAAUUCUGCCGAUAUGCAGAGAUUUUACUCUGAAGAACAACAGAGAGCCAUGAUUAAUGAAAUGGUGGCAAAGAUGACCAGUCAAUGCUGGGACAAAUGUAUCACAGGUGCACCUGGUAAUAAGUUCAGUUCCAGUGAAACUAAUUGCCUUACACACUGUGCACAACGUUACAUGGAGAUGAGCAUGCUUAUCAUGAAGCGGUUUCAGAGUAUGCAAUGA
Lathyrus sativus (Indian pea) is the source of this 237-nucleotide messenger RNA. The record is from the annotation of a GenBank genome assembly. Lineage: Eukaryota; Viridiplantae; Streptophyta; Magnoliopsida; Fabales; Fabaceae.